Molecule: messenger RNA, 1936 nt
Organism: Benincasa hispida (wax gourd)
Lineage: Eukaryota; Viridiplantae; Streptophyta; Magnoliopsida; Cucurbitales; Cucurbitaceae
Source: RefSeq, a predicted model, not a curated record
UCUCCCCUCUCUUUAAAAACCAAUCUGAAAUCUCUCUUUCGAUCUUCUUUUUGAAUAUACUGCAAAAAUAUUGAAUCGAAAUUUCAUGUCGGGUGUAACUCUUGCAGUGGCUCCACGAACGGACCCAAAUGACGCGAUGGCGCCGGAGCUGAAGGAGCCACCGCAGAAGCCGCUACGGAGGCAACAACAACAGAACACUGUUGUCGGUGGCGUGAUGGGGUCUCUACGAGUAAUUGAACUCCAACUUGUUGCUUUCAUUAUGGUUUUCUCCGCCAGCGGCCUCGUCCCGUUUCUCGACCUUGUUUUCCCUGCCUUUACGUCCGCCUACCUUCUUUUGCUGGCACGCUUUGCGUUCCCAUCUCACGGCCACUCCACCGGGUCACAGGAGAUUUUUCAGGGGAGCAAGUUGUUUAGAAUGUACGUGGUGGUGGGAACGACGAUAGGGCUGUUCUUGCCAUUAGCAUAUGUGUUGGGUGGGUUUGCAAGAAGCGACGAGCAUGCGGUACGGUCGGCGACACCGCAUUUGUUCUUGUUGUCGUUUCAGAUUCUGACGGAGAAUGUGAUAAGUGGGUUGUCGUUGUUCUCGCCGCCGGUCAGAGCGUUGGUGCCGCUACUUUACACGGCGAGGAGGAUUUUCGUCAUCAUGGAUUGGAUGAAAGAUGUUUGGCUUAACAAAACCUUGCCGGCAAAUGCAGAAUUCAAGGACAUAGCAUGGUUUUGGUUCGGAAGGACAUUAGCAGUGGCUAAUUUUGCGUAUUUCUGCGUAAAUAUGUAUGGAUUUUUGGUCCCAACAUUCCUUCCAAGGGCAUUCGAAAGGUAUUUUAAGGACAGAGACGAUGAAACUCAUGCCAAAAUUCAUGAAGAUAAGCUCUCCGCCGCUGCCGCUAAAUCUCAGCCCUCCGAUAAGAAGUCCGACUGAUUCUCUUUUUCUUUCUCUCUCUCUCUUUUUAAAUCUAAUUUUCAUCCUUUUCCUACAAACACGGUUUUAUGUCGUUCUAGACUCUCUCUUGUUUUUUUCUCUACUUUUUGUCCUAUAGUUAAUUUGACACAAAGAUAAAUGAAAUUAUCCAAACCUACACCAAUGGUCUAAGAUAAAUGAAAUUAUCCAAACCUACACCAAUGGUCUGGAUUUCUCAUUUUUGAAAUUUUAAUCUUGCUUUUAAAAUAAAUUUUGAAAUGCCCAAAAACUGCAUCUUCAAAUAAGGUAUUAGAUAUUUUUUAAAAAAAUGUGUGAGGUAAGGAUAUUUACUUCUUUUCUUCUUUAAUGAUUAGUAUAUCUAAUUAAUUCAAGUGUAAUACAGGUCGCGCUUACUCAUUUUAAUAAUUGUUUUAAAAAAAUCAAACUGUCACGUUUAUCAUUUUUAAUUCUUUGUUGGAUAUAGUAGGGAUUGAAGAAUAGAUAGCUGCACGGUUUAUCUUGAUUUGAACCGUUUUUUUAUUAAUUAAACUUGAAAUUUAGAUCAAAUAAUUACGCUGAGAUUCCCAUGCGUGUUCCGGUGAUUUUGGUCGGUUGUUCUUAUCGGUAAGGAGUGGCGAAGGACUGUUAUGCCCUCUAAAUAUGUUAGUACGUACGACCACUUUGUCCUUGGCUCACUUUCCUAUAAUAUAAAAUAAUAUUAAAUGGCAAAAAGCUGUGGGUCCCUUUCAAUACGUUGCUUUGCGUGCUGCAAAAUUCUCCCCUCACUCGUUCACCUUCUCACGCGACUUAACGCGCUAAAAUUCGGCCCCUAUUCCCAUGGUUUUGAAGUUUCCAUAGAAAUUCGGCCUCCAAAUUUCUAAAUUUUCGAGAAUAUUUCAAUUUCUCUGUUGGGUGAUAAUUUAUUCUUUAAAAUGAGAAGGGAUCAAUUUUGAUUGGAGAGUUUUGAAAAAGGAGCCUUCCUUUUGUAAUCAGAUCUUGGGCCGGAGGUUUGGGUUCUCAGGGAUAUUUACGUGCUUG